GGUGGAGGGAAAGCUGAAGAAGAUGCAACUACUCCGCCACAGCAUUCUGGCAGAGUGCUGAGCUGAGGGAUGCAAGAGAAAAGCAUCACUUGGAGGAAAGGGUGGCUGCUUUUACUGUAAAUGUGUUUCCCAGCGAUCGGCACUGGACUAUCACCCUCCAAGUCUCAUCCUGCACCCGCUGAGAGCCCCUGGAAGCCACCUGCUGUGCCUCUGGGAUGGUGUGACAACCAGCCAGCUUUUGGCUGUCCCACUUCUGGGUCAAGAUGCCGGUGAUGAAGGGCCUCCUGGCCCCCCAGAACACCUUUUUGGACACCAUCGCUACACGCUUCGAUGGCACCCACAGUAACUUCUUGUUGGGUAACGCCCAGGGACACCGUGGCUACCCUAUUGUCUAUUGCUCGGACGGCUUCUGCGAGCUGAGUGGCUUCACCAGAACCGAGGUGAUGCAAAAGAACUGCAGCUGUCGCUUCCUGUACGGCCACGACACCAGUGAGCAUGUGGCCCAGCAGAUGGAGAAGGCUCUGGAGGGCCGAGAGGAGUACCAGGCUGAGGUGCACUUUUACAAGAAGAACGGUGUGGCCUUCUGGUGUCUGUUAGACAUUGUGCCCAUCAAGAAUGAAAAGGGAGAAAUGGUCCUCUUCCUCUUCUCAUUCAAAGACAUCACUGAUACCCAUGGAAAGGGGCACCACAACAGCAAGAAAGACGGUUCAGAGGACAAGAGGCGCAGGAGGAAGAGCAGCUCUCACUUCAGCGAGGCCAGGAAGAGAGGGCGCACCAUGUUGUACCAUCUGACCAGACAGUUCUCACGGGGAGGCAAAGGAGAGGUCAACCUCGGCCGUGGCAUGAUGGACAAGCCUUCCAUACCAGAGUACAAGGUGGCAGCAGUGCAGAAGUCCCGCUUUAUCCUGCUCCACUACAGUGUCUCCAAAGCCCUUUGGGACUGGCUCAUCCUUCUUGCCACCUUCUACGUGGCUGUCACAGUGCCCUACAACGUCAGCUUCACACCGUAUGAGGAUACAGUCUCGGCUGCUCGCUCCACCAUCGUCAGUGACAUAGCUGUGGAGAUGCUCUUUAUUGUUGACAUGAUCCUGAACUUCCGUACCACCUAUGUGAGCCAGUCCGGGCAGGUGGUGUAUGAGUCACGCUCUAUUUGCAUUCAUUACGCCACCACCUGGUUCUUUGUGGACCUGGUGGCUGCCCUGCCCUUUGACCUGCUGUAUGCCUUCAACAUCACAGUGACCUCUUUAGUCCACCUCCUGAAGACCGUGCGCCUGCUCCGCCUCCUCCGUCUGCUCCAGAAGCUGGAUCGCUACUCCCAGUACAGCGCCAUGGUGCUGACCUUACUGAUGUCUGUGUUCGCCCUGCUUGCACACUGGAUGGCCUGCAUCUGGUACAUGAUUGGACGCAAGGAGAUAGAGACCAAUGACUCCUGGGAUAUCGGGUGGCUCCACGAGCUGGGCAAACGUCUAGAGACGCCCUACAUCAACAGCACAGUUGGCGGCCCGACAGUACGCAGCUCCUACAUCGCUGCCCUUUACUUCACCCUCAGCAGCCUGACCAGUGUGGGCUUUGGCAACGUCUGCGCCAACACCGAUGCAGAAAAGAUCUUCUCCAUCUGUACCAUGCUUGUUGGCGCGCUGAUGCACGCUCUGGUCUUUGGCAACGUGACGGCCAUCAUCCAGCGAAUGUACUCGAGGCGCUCUCUCUACCACACUCGUAUGAAGGACCUAAAGGACUUCAUUCGUGUCCACCGUCUGCCACAGCAGCUGAAACAACGCAUGCUGGAGUACUUCCAGACCACAUGGUCAGUCAACAACGGGAUAGAUGCAAAUGAGCUCCUGCAUGACUUUCCUGAUGAGCUGCGGGCCGACAUCGCCAUGCAUCUGAAUAAGGACAUCCUCCAGCUGCCGGUCUUCAAGGGAGCCAGUCGUGGCUGUCUGCGCUCGCUCUCCCUCCAUAUAAAAACCUCAUUCUGCGUCCCCGGGGAGUACCUCAUCCGUCAGGGUGACGCGUUGCAUGCCAACUACUUUGUCUGCUCUGGGUCUCUGGAGGUGCUGAAAGACAGCAUGGUUCUUGCGAUAUUAGGAAAAGGAGACCUGAUUGGCUCGGACCUGCCUGGAGCAGACCAGGUGAUCAAGACCAAUGCUGAUGUGAAGGCUCUAACGUACUGCGACCUCCAGUAUAUCAGCGUGCGAGGCCUCAGAGAGGUGCUGGAACUUUAUCCUGAGUACGGCAGUGUGUUCGCCUCCGACAUCCACAACAACCUCACGUACAACUUACGUGAGGGCAGCCAGGAUGAGGGCCACAGCAGGUUUUCAAGGUCACCCAAGCUCUCUCACGAACCCAGACUCCCCUCCAUCAUCGAAACAAAGGGAGAUGACCCUGAUGACUCCUUCCACCUCUCUCCAGCCAGCCGCUCCCGUCGCAACCUCCACCUGCCCAGUUUCAGCAGCCCUGUCCGCCGCACCUCUCUGGGGAACCUCCUGGGGGACGAACUGAGGCAAUUCAACGCCCUGAGACGCUGCCGGUCACCCAAUCUCAGCCGGGGCUUCCAUGGGCAGAGCUCAUCCCCUCAGCCGCCAGCAAAGAAAGAGCACAGCACCCCUGCAGCCGCUCCAGCUCCAGCAUCAACCUCGAGUUCAUCUCAAGGAGGGUCCGGAGCCGAGCAGAAGCCUUCACAGCUGCUUAUCCCAACUGUUACCUGCUUUGCACCUCCAGAUCUGAGCCCCAGGGUGGUAGACGGCAUCGAAGAUAAUGGGCACACGUUCCACUUCAACGUGGAGCACAGCCGGCCCAAAGCCAGCUCAGGAGGCAGCGCCCAAGACCCUGCUCAUGCUAGCGCCGCUCUGCUGCAGGAGACAGAGGAGGUCAAACAGAGCAUCAGCCAACUCAACCACAAGAUGGGCACAUUAAACCAGGAAGUAUCUGAGCUCUCUAAAGGCUUGCACCACAUGCUGCACCUCCUCCAGGCCCAUGUGUCUCUGCAGCACUACAACGCCUCCCACUCCUCGUAUUCCUACAGUGUAGCUGCUGACACCGGCGUACCUUUCAACCGUGUUCCAACCUACCACUUCCACAGUGAUCCUGGGAGCCAUGACGGCCACCACGGUGUCCCAGCUGCAAGCCGCUGGAGCUUCAGUGGAGUUUCUGAAACCCAAACAGAAACCCAACACAGACCUCAGUCCUGUAGCCCGCCUGCUCCCUCCUGUCCUGGCCUUUCUGUAAACUCUAGACCCAGGUUAGGCCCGUGUCAUGGCUCUGAGAGCACGAAUCUGUGGACCGGUCAAUCCCUUCUUAGCGUCAGCACAGGCUUCCAGGGUGGAAGUCCAGGCCUUGCACCUCAUGGAGACUCUGAAAACAGACCUCUCAGCGCAAGCCCGAGCAGCAUCAGCCAGUCCCAGCCCACUCUGUGCCUGCAGCCUCCUAGUGAGAUGAAUGAACUCUCUUGCCUUUUGUCCAGCGUUCCCACAGGUGCGUCCACACAGAGUCUGCUGGACUCUUCACCCGGUUCCUACCCCAACCUCUGUCUGCCCCCAAAGUCACAUCUGAACUUAUCACAACCCCCGCAUGGGGACAUUUGUGAUCUCAUGUCUGCCCCAGCGACAGGUAAUCUGAUCCAGGACACCUCCAUCUUCCAAAUAGAUGCCCCGGACCCUUCAAUCCAUCCCCUGUCUGUCUCACCACCAUCAUCACCUAGUCGUCCUCUCAGAUCCUCUCUGAAUUCAGGAUCACCCCUAGGCGACCCAUCUGCCAUAGAACACACCAGUCUGGAGUGCCUACUGGGGAAUGGAGGCUCUACAGAGAGCAGAGACAGCGAAAGCGUAUCUUCAAGAAGGUCCAGCAUCGGUGAGCAGACUCAGAGCACAGAGCAGUCCUGGUGUCUGGACCUCACAGACUGAACAAGAGGAGCAAACUCUCUGUCUACACUGCAGCUGAACAAGAAACUCAAGUCAUUAAAACGCAACUUUUGACAGUGUUUAAAAAAAACUCUGCGUGCUGUAUUUCCUUUAUUUCUGGGCUCUACUGUUUGUCACAAAAUCUACACUGUUUCUAUGCAAAAGCAUGUCAUUGUGCGUUGUUGCGGCUUUACUCAAGUGUGUCUUUAAGAAAAAAAAUUCCACAGCAGUGGGUUCCAGUAUAUACUGUAUAUUUUUUCCAACAUCCUUGAAGCAUUUUGCAGUUGAUACUACCUGUUACCUCCUUGCAUGGUAAAAUUGUUUAUUCUUUUUCCUAAGGAAAAGGUUCAAAAUCAAUGUGUAAGCAUUCUACAUGAGAACCUGUUGAUUGUGUACACAGAUGCUGUAUUGAGACAAGUGAGUUGUUGGAUGUUCUGAGAUACCAGGGGGCAGAAAUGACACGUGUGUGCAUCACUCAGCAUAGAUUGUUUGUUGUUUUAUAUCACGUUUUUUUCUGUUUUCAGUUUUUUAUUUGUGAGACUAAAAUACUCAUCUAAACUCAAGAUUCACUUCAGUUAUGAUUCCAUUUAACAUCUCCACUUUGACUCCCCACUUAAAACCCUGUGGAACAUUUACAAUUACUUUUAUUUCUUAUCCUUCAUCAAUUCAUUAAAGUAAAUGCUUAGAAAUAGAGGAUUUUUUCUUGUCAAAGAAGAAAAGAGCAUCUUGUUAUGGAUCUACAAUUCUGAAAACACUAUUAGAGAAAUUAAAUAUACCUAUUAGAUUUUUGAAAAUGGCCCCAUGAAAUAAUUAGUAUGGUCAUUGAAUGUGAAUGCCUUUCUGGGAAAAAAACAUACCAACUCUUUAAACUCACACAAUAUUCAGAGUAUUCAGGAACUUUGUUCUUUUUGAAUGAUUUCUCCUUGGCUGAAAAAUAAAGUAUGCAGAAAUGU
Molecule: messenger RNA, 4849 nt
Organism: Notolabrus celidotus (New Zealand spotty)
Lineage: Eukaryota; Metazoa; Chordata; Actinopteri; Labriformes; Labridae
Product: potassium voltage-gated channel subfamily H member 4-like
Exons: 17
Coding region: 264-3899 (1211 amino acids)
Biological process (GO): regulation of membrane potential; potassium ion transmembrane transport
Cellular component (GO): membrane
Molecular function (GO): voltage-gated potassium channel activity
Source: RefSeq, a predicted model, not a curated record